This is a messenger RNA of Oncorhynchus masou masou (cherry salmon), 1662 nucleotides long. RefSeq names its product NACHT, LRR and PYD domains-containing protein 12-like. Gene Ontology annotation, molecular function: protein binding. The transcript is spliced from 5 exons. The annotation marks the transcript as partial. The record is from RefSeq and is a predicted model, not a curated record. Lineage: Eukaryota; Metazoa; Chordata; Actinopteri; Salmoniformes; Salmonidae. Gene Ontology annotation, biological process: intracellular signal transduction.
UAUCCACACUGUAAACUACAGACACUGAGGCUGAACGGAUGUUCCCUGACAAAGAAAGGGUGUGAAGCAUUGGCUUCAGCUCUCAGCUCAAACUCCUCUCACCUGAGAGAGCUGGAUCUGAGUCACAAUGACCUGCAGGAUUCAGGAGUGAAGCUGCUCUCUGAUGGACUGGGGAAUCCACACUGUCAACUAGAGAAACUGAGGCUGUCAUUCUGUAGAGUCACAGAGGAAGGCUGUGUUUCUCUGGCUUCAGCUCUGAGGUCAAACCCCUCCCAUCUGAGAGAACUGGACCUGAGCUUCAAUCACCCAGGAGACUCUGGAGUGAAGCUGCUCUCUGCUAGACUGGAGGAUCCACACUCUAGACUGGAGAAACUCAAUGUGGAACAUACAGAAGAGAUCUGGGUUAAACCACAGCUGAUGAAGAAAUAUGCCUGUGAUCUCACACUGGACCCAAACACAGCACACAGAAACCUCUCUCUGUCUGAGGGGAACAGAAAGGUGGAGAGGGUUAAAGAGGAGCAUCCGUAUCCUGAUCACCCAGAGAGAUUUGAUCACUAUACCCAGGUGUUGUGUGGAGAGGGUCUGACUGGGUGCUGUUACUGGGAGGUAGAGUGCAGUGGGCCGGCUGACAUUGGAGUGACAUAUAAAGGCAUCAGUAGAAAAGGAGAUGGUUUUGCCGGUGAAUUUGGAUACAAUAAGAAGUCCUGGCGUCUGCUCUGCCGUGGGAAUCAUUAUAAUGCCCUCCACAAUAGUCAAUAUACUACAAUACACGCUCCACACCUCAUCAACCCUCCUCAAGCCCAGAGAGACCAGUGCUCCUCCUCCACGCCUCGGAGUAGGAGUGUUUCUGGACUGGCCCGGUCGGCACACUUUCCUUCUAUGAGAUCUACUCUGACACAAUGACCCACCUGUACACAUUCCAGACCACAUUCACCGAGCCCCUCUAUCCAGGGUUUAGUGUUUCUAAUGAGGGCUCUUCAGUGUCCCUGAGACAGGGAGAGUAGUCUCCUAUGUCCUGGAGGAACACCUGGGUCUCCAUGGAAACACAGUCACACUCCUGUUCUAACCCAACCAUGUGUCAUGAUGGGGUGUUGUUGACUGUGAUCAUGACAUCAGAUAUGGACAUUGUAACAGAUAAAUGUUGUUGACAGGGAUCAUGAUUCAUGACAUCAGAUAUGAACAUUGUAACAGAUAAAUGUUGACUGUGAUCAUGACAUCAGAUAUGGACAUUGUAACAGAUAAAUGUUGUUGACAGAGAUCAUGACUUCAGAUAUGGACAUUGUAACAUAUAAAUGUUGUUGACAGGGAUCAUGACAUCAGAUAUGGACAUUGUAACAGAUAAAUGUUGUUGACAGGGAUCAUGACAUCAGAUAUGGACAUUGUAACAGAUAAAUGUUGUUGACAGGGAUCAUGACAUCAGAUAUGGACAUUGUAACAGAUAAAUGUUGUUGACAGAGAUCAUAACUUCUGAUAUGGACAUUGUAACAGAUAAAUGUUGUUGUCAGUGAUCAUGACAUCAGAUAUGGACAUUGUAACAGAUAAAUGUUGUUGGCAGUGAUCAUAACUUCUGAUAUGGACAUUGUAACACAUUGUUGAAAGGUAUCUUGAUUUGAAUAAAAAAUGGAAACUGGUUGCUAUACCAUAAAAUGCCAAAGUAUUCAU